GUGUAAGUAGGCGAAUUGGGACAGAGCCGCAGACUAUUUUUCUGUCAGUACUACAGGAAGUCGCAUGACCACAAAAGAGAAGCAGAGGAAGUUGCUGAAAGUGUAGGAUCUCACCUGAGAACGCCGAUGCAGACACUGACCACAAUAUAGUAGAGCUCGAGAGUUUGUGUGUCAGUUCCGGGUGAACGAGUUUGGGGUACUGGAGGUCAUAACAGAAGAGAUGGAGGAGGAGAGGGGCAAAAAAGCUCACGCCACCACCACGUGGAGCGUCCCAACCGCACAAGAAGCUCUCUCUGAAGGGUCAGUCUUAAAGCAGGAUUCUCCUUGGGGUCAGCGCGGCCUGGUGUGUGUGCGCUGUAACAGGAAGGGCUCUGCGGUGGACUUCCUGCCUGAUGGCCUUCACUGCAGCGAGCGCUGUCUGCAGCAGGAGCAAGAAGAGCUGAAGACAGAAGGCUCCAGAAUGAACGGAGAGCUUCUGUCGAGGAAGAGGACGCGUCUGGAGAGAUCAGCUGAAGACAUGGACAGCUCCAUGGACAUCCCGGAGGAGGAGGACGAGGACUACGAAGAGAAAGAAAGCAGGCGACCAGCCAGAGGAGCGACACGAGGACGCAAGAAACGCAGAGGAGACGCAGCACUGCUCCGAUACACGGUGCCGUAUGGAGGCAAGAAGAAGGCCUGGUGCUGGGCCUCGUACCUGGAGCAGGAGAGAGCCAUCGCUGCACCCAGCAAACUCUUCAAAGAGUAUCAGUGUUUUCCGCAGUGUAAGAAUGGCUUCAGGGUGGGUAUGAGGCUGGAGGGCAUCGACCCCGAACACCCGUCCAUGUACUGCGUCCUGACCAUCGCUGAGGUGUCAGGGCAUCGAAUCAGACUCCACUUUGAUCACUUUUCUGACUGCUAUGACUUCUGGGUAAACUCCAACUCUCCCGACAUUCACCCUGUGGGCUGGUGUGAGAAAACCGGACACAAGUUACACCCACCGAAAGGGAUGAAGGAUGAAGAGUUCAGCUGGUCCUCCUACAUCAAGCUCAAUAAAAUCCAGACGGCACCCAAAGCCCUGUUUCACAACCAGAACAUGACGGUGACUCCAUCAGGUUUCAGGGUUGGCAUGAAGCUGGAGGCCGUCUGCAGGAAAGAUCCUACUUUCAUCUGCGUCGCCACGGUUACGGACAUGGUGGACAGCCGCUUCCUGGUGCACUUUGACAACUGGGAGGAAAGUUACGACUACUGGUGUGAUGCCACCAGUCCUUAUAUUCACCCAGUUGGCUGGUGUCAGGAGAACGGCAGGACCCUCAGCACCCCUCCAGGAUACCCCGAUGCGAACAACUUCUCCUGGGAGAAAUACUUGGCCGAGACCAGCUCAUUACCAGCUCCUGCUCGAGCCUUCAAAGUGAAACCUCCUCAUGGUUUUCAGGUGAACAUGAAGCUAGAGGUGGUCGACAAGAGGAACCCUGUUCUGAUCCGCGUCGCCACAGUAGCUGAUACAGACGAUCAUAGACUCUGGAUCCAUUUUGAUGGCUGGACAGAUGAAUAUGAUUACUGGAUCGAUGCAGACAGUCCAGACGUUCAUCCAGCUGGCUGGUGCGCCAAAACCGGACAUCCUCUGCAGCCUCCAAUCACUUGGUUUAUGGAGUCAGCUUCUGAAUGACAGCUAUGUUCCUGGUGGUUUCCUGAAGGAUUAAAGCUGGACGGAGAGAAGCAGUUAUGUGGGAAUAAAUGACGUGUGAACGGUCUGACUCUCAUCGAUAUCCUCUGUUAACUGCAGAGGAAGCUGGGAAACGCUGUUGAACAAUGAGCUUUUCUUCAGUCAGUCUUGCUGAUAAUCUUCCUCUGGUGCUGCUUCUCCUCCGCGGUGUCCAUGGAAACGGAUCGGAGCAUGUUUAGAAAUCAGCAACUGGCAUCAGGAUGUGACCGACUUACAGAGAGAGAGAGAGAGAUUGUAUACUCUGAGUCUAUAUAUUCUCUGCAUAUCAGUCUGUUUCUGAGUCUAUAUAUACAUCUAUAAAGAAUGCAUUAUUUCUCUUUAUGAA
Danio rerio (zebrafish) is the source of this 2027-nucleotide messenger RNA. It is a transcript of the gene l3mbtl3, whose product is annotated as L3MBTL histone methyl-lysine binding protein 3. Lineage: Eukaryota; Metazoa; Chordata; Actinopteri; Cypriniformes; Danionidae. Gene Ontology annotation, biological process: regulation of DNA-templated transcription. Gene Ontology annotation, molecular function: zinc ion binding. The record is from RefSeq and is marked validated. Gene Ontology annotation, cellular component: nucleus.